Ilyonectria robusta is the source of this 820-nucleotide messenger RNA. RefSeq lists its product as uncharacterized. The coding region runs from base 105 to 683 and encodes 192 amino acids. The transcript has a single exon. The record is from RefSeq and is a predicted model, not a curated record. NCBI's taxonomy places the organism in Eukaryota, Fungi, Ascomycota, Sordariomycetes, Hypocreales, Nectriaceae.
CGAAGGUGCAAGUGUGUCACUAUUUGCGAAGCCUGACGGACUCGGGAGAGUGCAGGGCCCUGAUCUAACGGCCUUGCCGGGCGCGGCGCCCCACAGAACAAGUCAUGGAAGAAAGGCCUUCUGGAAAGAGAGAAAGACUGGGGAGCAACAGCAGGGGACGAGCCGACGAGGAGGAGGAGGAGGGAGAGCGAGGCCCCGCAGGACGUCAGUGCGGACGGCUCCCCAGACACAUUACGCACACCACCCUCCCUGGAUUUGAUACGAGGCGCAGCUGGCUGGCCGCCCAAAGAGGAAAUGGAGGGAAUGGAGGGAAUGGAGAAGCGUCUCGGCGUCCUGAGGUUGGCGGCCGCAAGGAGCAGGCACCUUGUCGUGGGGGUGGGCAGGUUGUUGGUGGGCUUCUUGUUACCUCCGUUGCCAAUCCCAAUCCAAUGCCCAGUCGCAAUGUCAACCAAAGGUCCGAGAGUCGACCGGAUGCGAUCCAUCACUGUCGUCGCAGUCAUCAGGGUCGUCGGGUCAUCACACGGCGAUCAUGCAAAUUGCCCAAAGGCACAGGUGUCCUACCAGAUGCUCGGAACUCUCCUGACGGCAUCCCUACGGCAUCCCUACAUCGCCGCCCAAGACGGCUCGCACCUUGUGAUGGUGGGGUAGUAGAAGAAGGAAAAAAACGACGAAGCGGAAAAUAAAGUGCUGGACGCGUCGCGCGUGGCAUUGAUAUGACGCGUGAGGUGCUAUACGACGGCGUGCGGCGGGAGGCAGCCUGCGAGCGCAUGAGCCCCGAGGCGAGCGCGUCUUCGUACGUUGUGCGUUGUUGCAGCGAUGC